AUGGAAAAUCCCCUGUGUGUCUCUAUCUUCUUGUUUUUGUGCAUCUUGAUCCAAUCAAGUGCCCAUGGACAAAGCCUGGGAACAGAGUCAUUUGGAAGGAGAUCUAGAGCUGCUGAAACAAACGAAACAUCGCAGGAGACAAGAACCAGAUUUCUGCUCUUUAGAGGAGAAACCGAUAAGGGCUGUCAGAUUCGGCUCACUCACUCAGACACGUUACAGCAGUGUGGCUUCAACUCCUCGCUGCCACUGGUGAUGAUAGUCCACGGCUGGUUGGUGGACGGCAUACUGGAAGACUGGGUCUGGGAGAUGGUAGCCGCACUGAAGUCUCACCUGGCCCAGCCAGUGAAUGUGGGGCUGGCAGAAUGGGUCACCCUGGCUCACAACCACUACACCACUGCCGUGCGCAACACUCGCCUCGUCGGCCAGGAGAUCGCGGCUCUUCUCCAGUGGCUGCGGGAAUCUGUUCAAUUUUCUCCAAGCCAUGUUCAUCUAAUUGGGUACAGCCUGGGUGCACAUGUCUCAGGAUUCGCUGGCAGUUACAUGAGCAGAAAGCACAAGAUUGGGAGAAUUACAGGGCUGGAUGCCGCAGGCCCUUUGUUUGAAAAAGCCUCCCUCAGCGACCGGCUUUCACCGGAUGACGCCAGUUUUGUGGAUGCCAUUCACACCUUUACCUGGGAGCACAUGGGCCUGAGUGUGGGCAUCAAACAGCCCAUAGCACACUAUGACUUCUACCCCAACGGGGGCUCCUACCAGCCCGGAUGCCACUUCCUAGAGCUCUACAAACAUUUCGCCAAGCAUGGCUUAAAUGCCAUCACCCAGACCGUUAAAUGCGCCCAUGAGCGGUCAGUGCACCUCUUCAUCGACUCCUUGCUGCACGCUGACAUGCAGAGCACAGCGUACCUGUGCAGGGACAUGGACAGCUUCAGCCAAGGCCUGUGUCUGAGCUGCAAGAAGGGUCGUUGCAACACGCUGGGCUACCACACCCGCCAAGAGCGGCAAAGCAAGAAGAGCAAGAGCCUCUUCCUGGUGACUCGAGCCCAGUCCCCGUUCAAAGUUUAUCAUUACCAGUUCAAGAUUCGGUUCAUCAACCAAACUGAGAACCCUGUAGAACCAACUUUCACCGUGUCAUUCCUCGGAACAAGAGGGGAGAGGCAGAAGAUCCCCAUCACUCUGAGCAAAGGAAUUACUAGUAAUGAAACCUAUUCCUUUCUUAUCCCACUGGAUGUGGAUAUUGGAGAACUGAUCAUGAUCAAGUUCAAGUGGGAAAACAGCAUGGUGUGGUCCAAUGUCUGGAAUACAGUCCAAACCAUCAUCCCCUGGGGAAGAGAGUCCCUUCACUCAGGCCUUGCUCUGAAGAGCAUCAGAGUCAAAGUGGGAGAAACACAGCAAAGAAUGAAAUUUUGCUCAGAAAACAUGAAUGAUCUACAACUUCACCCAGCCCAGGAGAAAACCUUUGUGAGAUGUGAAACAAACUCUGAAACACUGAAGUAA
Rangifer tarandus platyrhynchus (Svalbard reindeer) is the source of this 1491-nucleotide messenger RNA. The record is from the annotation of a GenBank genome assembly. NCBI's taxonomy places the organism in Eukaryota, Metazoa, Chordata, Mammalia, Artiodactyla, Cervidae.